Messenger RNA from Helianthus annuus (common sunflower), 885 nucleotides. RefSeq names its product ATP-dependent DNA helicase PIF1-like. The transcript has a single exon. NCBI's taxonomy places the organism in Eukaryota, Viridiplantae, Streptophyta, Magnoliopsida, Asterales, Asteraceae. The coding region runs from base 1 to 885 and encodes 294 amino acids. The record is from RefSeq and is a predicted model, not a curated record.
AUGAGGUUAACCGUAGAAGCGAACGCAUCUGAUAUAGAAGAGAUUAAAGCUUUUGCGAAUUGGUUGCUCGAGUUGGGGGAGGGAAAAAUUAGUGGCAGUAACAAUUGUGAGGUGGUUAUAGAUAUUCCUGAAGAUUUGUUAAUCAAGUGCUCUGAGGAUCCUAUGUCAGAUCUGAUCGACUUUGUAUAUCCUUCACUUCUCCAAUUGUACAAAGAUAAAGAUUAUUUUGCUGAAAGAGCUAUACUAGCACCAACAAACGAGGUUGUUCAAGAAAUUAAUGAAAGAUUGCUUGCUUUGUUUCCUGGCGAUGAAGUGGAGUAUCUGAGUUCUGAUAGUAUUUGUCAAACUGAUCAACCAAAGAACGAAGGACAUGCGAGACUAUAUUCUCCCGAUGUUCUGAAUGGUCUUACAAUUUCUGGUCUACCUAAUUAUCGAUUAGUCCUUAAAGUUGGUGUACCUGUAAUGUUGCUUCGUAAUAUUGAUCAACAAAAUGGUUUAUGCAAUGGUAUGAGACUAUGGAUUACUAAACUUUAUAAACGUGUUAUAGAGGCUGAGAUUACAUCCGGCGGAAACAUAGGGACCAGAACGUUUAUUCCACGAAUCAGUUUAACACCGUUGGAUAAAAGAAUUCCUAUCAAGUUUCAACGACGACAAUUCCCCUUAAAUAUAUGUUUUGCAAUGACUAUAAAUAAAAGUCAAGGACAGUCUCUAUCAAGGGUUGGAUUGUAUUUGAAAUAUCCAGUUUUCUCACAUGGUCAGCUUUAUGUUGCGUUAUCAAGAGUUAAAAGCAGAGCCGGUGUGAAGUUGAUUAUAGUAGACAAAGAUGGUAAUGUAACGAGUAAAACAACAAAUGUAGUCUACAAGGAAGUUUUUUCCGGCAUAUGA